AUGUCAGAGGAAGAUGGGUAUCAUACGGCCAUAAAGGUACUCGAUAAAUUAUUCUAUCAACCGCACAAAACAAUCAGGGGUGUAGUAAAAGACAUUCCGGCUAAGACAGCGGAAUUGAGUGGCACAAGCGAGGACCUGAGCAAGCUUAGCAUUAAAUUGCGAAGCUGCUACACGGUUUCAACGGAAAUGGAAUGCGAAUCCGAAAUGGAUUCCAUACGCACGCUGGAGUCAUUAGUUACGCGAUUGCCUAGACGUUUACAACGUAUGUGGGCCGAAGUGGCGGAUGGGAUCGUAUCCAGUGCAGGACGGUACCAGUUUAUCGACUUUAUCGAAAUGAUAGAAGAGUCGAGGAUAUAG
This is a messenger RNA of Echinostoma caproni, 357 nucleotides long. The record is from the annotation of a GenBank genome assembly. NCBI's taxonomy places the organism in Eukaryota, Metazoa, Platyhelminthes, Trematoda, Plagiorchiida, Echinostomatidae.